This is a messenger RNA of Cokeromyces recurvatus, 1256 nucleotides long. RefSeq lists its product as uncharacterized. The record is from RefSeq and is a predicted model, not a curated record. Gene Ontology annotation, cellular component: plasma membrane. NCBI's taxonomy places the organism in Eukaryota, Fungi, Mucoromycota, Mucoromycetes, Mucorales, Mucoraceae. The transcript has 4 exons. Bases 63 to 1151 code for a protein of 362 amino acids.
CUUUACGACGUACAUACUUUAGAAUAACUAAAAAAAAGUUUCAUUCGAGAAUAAAUAUAUAAAUGAAAGGAUCCUUACUUAAUAAAUGGUUAUGCUUCUGUUUGAUUUUCAUUAGUUGUGUAAUAGUUGAUGCUCGUCCUGCAAAUGGACUUGCUAAACGACAAGCUAUUGAUAAUAAUGAUAUAAAUAUACUUCACCAUACAACUUCAACAAAAUCAAUAACCACAACAACAGCUACUACAACAGUUACUACUGCUACAUCAACCCCAAAUAAGGAUGAACAUGAUGAAAACAACAACACGAAUAAUGACAGUACAAUUAUUACAGCUGGAAGUACCGAAUGGUAUGUGGCAGUCUAUGGUACUGAAUCUGGGAUUUCACCUCAAAUGGCUUCCUUAGGAGCUGUACUCAUCGUAUUUGGUUUAUUUUUAUGCUCAAUGGGUUUUAGGCUCUCUAAAUUUAUGUUCUUUGUUAUGGGUUUAUUAACUUUUGGAUCUAUAACCUGGAUUGUGCUCGCAAAUUGCAAGCCUGAAGCAGGUUAUAGCAGGGACUCAAUUACAAUGAUUGUUGUACCUGUUGGUGUGGGAGUUAUAGGUGGGCUUGUUUACUAUUUUAUUUGGUCUCUGGCUAUGUAUCUUAUUGGCGCCUUUGGAGGAUUUCUUUUUGCUACCUUUAUAUGCUGUUGGAAAGAUGAUUUUUUGAUUAUAAAUAUAAUUGGAAGAUAUUGUUUUAUAGGUGGAUUUGCUCUUGUAUGUGCUAUUAUCGUCUAUUUUGCCAUUCGACCCGUCAUGCUUUUAACGACAUCCUUUGUAGGCGCGUAUAUCUUUAUGUUUGGUGUUGAUUGUUUGGCACGAACAGGAUUUAUAGCAGGUCCUGAAGCACUUUAUAAUCAUAACCCAAGAAACCUUGUUCAAUAUCAGCUGGGAACCAAAAUUUAUGUCUUAUUAGCCAUGAUUAUUUUUAUGUUUCUAAUGUCAGUUAUAUGGCAAUACAUUUUUAAUAAGGCCAUUGAGUUUGGCUUACAUGUAGCAGCGGCAAUAAAGGGUAAACAGGCUCAUGAAGAGUUCCAUGAACAUCAAGAUGAAUUACCCGAACAACGAGACAUGCCUGAACAAGCUUCUGUACAUCCUCCUACUUCAACACACCAUUGAUCGCCCUUGAAUUUUAACUAUUGUAUUUUAUUAUUUGUUUGGAAGAAGUUCCAAAGAUUUUUUUUUUUAAUAACAUGAUUAUAUGUCUGUUUCUUAUAAAUAAAU